Messenger RNA from Triplophysa dalaica, 972 nucleotides. RefSeq names its product olfactory receptor 52E8-like. Gene Ontology annotation, cellular component: membrane. Gene Ontology annotation, biological process: G protein-coupled receptor signaling pathway. The transcript has a single exon. Lineage: Eukaryota; Metazoa; Chordata; Actinopteri; Cypriniformes; Nemacheilidae. Gene Ontology annotation, molecular function: G protein-coupled receptor activity; olfactory receptor activity. The record is from RefSeq and is a predicted model, not a curated record. Bases 10 to 972 code for a protein of 320 amino acids.
AAGCUCAGCAUGAAUGCCAUAAAUACCAGUGUUUCCCUCAAUAUGUCGUUUGUGCGUCCUGAAUAUUUUUUCAUCACUGGACUCACAGGUAUCCCAUACAGUCGCUAUUUCUAUGUGUUUUUAUUUUGCACUUACAUCAUUGCUGUAAUUGGGAAUUCUGCAGUUCUUCUCCUCAUAGCUGCUGAACGGAGUCUGCACAGCCCAAAGUACAUUGGUGUGUUUAAUUUGGCUUUGGCUGACUUUGGUGAAACUAAUGCAUUGAUUCCUAACAUGAUGAAGACUUUUCUUUUUGAUUCACAGCACAUCUCUUAUAAUGCUUGUUUGGCAAACAUGUUUUUUGUAUUCUUCUUUACUACGAUGCAGUGCAGCACUCUUGUUGUUCUUUCAUACGAUCGCUUCAUUGCAAUUUGUUUACCACUCAGAUAUCAUACCAUUGUGACUAACACAGUCAUGUGUUUAAUUUUUUCGGCGAUAUGGACAUUUAAUGCUUUUAUGGUGGCCCUGAUUGUGUCUCUUAUCAGCCGCCUUUCAUUCUGUAAAUCUAAUGUAAUACAAAGUUUUUUUUGUGAUCAUGGACCCAUGUAUAAGAUGGCAUGUAAUGACAAUAGUAUUAAUUUUAUUUUAGCAAAACUUAACACGAGUUUAUACCUUAUAGUACCAUUGAUUCUUAUAGUGCUGUCAUAUAUAUGUAUUAUGUUUGCCUUAAGUAAAGUCACAACUUGGGAAGGACGUUUAAAAGCUCUGAAGACCUGUGUUACACACCUGCUGUUGGUGGCAUCUCUGUUUCUUCCAAUUUUAUGCAUUUAUCUUUUUGCUUCAACAACCACUCUCUCUCCCAAUGCCAGGGUCAUCAGCUCAUCAUUUUCGUAUGCUAUUCCACCAAUGAUAAAUCCCAUCAUUUAUGUUUUAAACACAGCUGAAAUUAAAGACUUUGUUCGAAAAAUGUUUAAAAACAGGUCUAGACCAAUUUGA